Messenger RNA from Melospiza georgiana, 708 nucleotides. Its product is annotated as beta-microseminoprotein-like. The coding region runs from base 147 to 482 and encodes 111 amino acids. The record is from RefSeq and is a predicted model, not a curated record. Lineage: Eukaryota; Metazoa; Chordata; Aves; Passeriformes; Passerellidae. The transcript is spliced from 4 exons.
UUUGCAUGGAGCAGGCUUUUCCCCCUCCACCUAGACUUGAACUGCACAACAUACAGGCAGCAUAAAGUAUUUGCUCUCUGAUUCCACAUAAAGAACUUCAGCUUUCACAGGAAACCUAGAGCUCUUUGGAAGCCAAGCAUUCCACAAUGAAGAGCUUUCUGGCUUUCCUUGUUGCAAUGGGCAUCCUAGUGAGCCUGGGUGAUGCAGGCUGCUGGAGUAAAAUUCACAAGCCAGGGGAGGCCAAAGACGGCUGUAUGAUUAAUGGAAAACUGUAUCCCUUUGGACACAUUGAGAGGACAGAAGAUUGCUACGCAUGCAGCUGUGGCGAAGAUGUAAUGAAAUGCUGUUCCCUCUUCCACACUCCUGUUUCUUACGACAAAAAGAAAUGUAAAGUUGUCUUCAACAAGAAGAGCUGCGACUAUGAUGUGGUUCAGAAGAAUGACCCCUCAAAGACAUGUUUUGUCUAUUCUCGUGUGGGCUGACCUCUGCUCAAAACCUCUCUGCAUUGUGGAAUUCCUCUGCUUCCUACAGGUGUUAGCCAUCACAGAGAAGCACGAUGAUAUGGGAAAAUCUCAUAAGAGAGCACUUCAGUAGCUGCCUCCUAAGUGUUGCAAUUUAGCUUACAAAAUGCAUAAUCAGAUAGAGUACCUCAUUUCUGUCAUGAAUGCAUUUAUUGGCUACAAUAAACUGAGAGGAAACAUCCAUAAA